AUGUUUAAAUCUCUUACUAAUACUUUAAAAACUUGUGCAUUUCAAAAUUUUAGAAAUAAUUUCGUUCUUAUUUCUAAAAGAAGAAUAAUCUCUAAAAUUUUAUUUAAUUCAUUAUUAUUUGAUGGACGAAAUUCAUUAAGAAAUUCAUUAAAACAAAAUAAUAUUUAUAAAUUUUCGUUGUUGAAAUAUUAUCAUGAAAUACCAAAAAUUCAUCGAAAUUGUUGGAAAUGUGAUUCAGAAAUAGAUUAUUUUUCACUUCAUUGUAAAAAAGAAGAUUGUGGUGUUAUACAAAAGGUACUUCCUAAUGAUGUUACUUAUUUUGAAACAUUAGGAAUCGGAAUUAAACUUGAUGGACGCUUUCUACCAACGUAUAAUAUUGAUUCUGGUCAAUUACGAAAAAAUUUUUUGUUACUUCAACAACUUGUACAUCCUGAUAGUUAUGGUACAAAAGAUCGAAAAGAAUAUAAUUAUGCGCAACAACAAUCUUCUUUAAUUAAUAAAGCUUAUCAAGUAUUACGAGAUCCUCUUUUGAGAGCUAAAUAUAUGCUUCAAUUAAAUAAUGUAUCAAUAAGUGAAUCUGAGUCCUUGCAAGAUCCAGAAUUAUUAAUGGAAAUUUUGGAUGUUAGAGAGCAAUUAGAAGAUAUUACAAAUGAAAAUGAUGUUAAAACAAUUAAAAAUGAAAGUGAAGAAAAAAUAAAGAAUAUUAUAACAGAAUUAUCACAAGCUUUUAAAUCGAAUGAUUUUACCACAGCUAAAGAAUUAACUGUGAAACUACAAUAUUGGUAUAAUAUAAGAGAUGCGAUUAUAAAUUGGCAACCAGGAAAACGUGUUGAGAUCUAUCAUUAG
Messenger RNA from Funneliformis mosseae, 846 nucleotides. NCBI's taxonomy places the organism in Eukaryota, Fungi, Glomeromycota, Glomeromycetes, Glomerales, Glomeraceae. The record is from the annotation of a GenBank genome assembly.